AUGGAGCUCACCAAUAACUUCACUCAAUCGCAAGCGGAUGAAAAGGCCAGCGGACAUACGGACAAUAGCCAUGACAAACAGGGUUAUAGUCACCAAGAAGAUGUAGGGUCGGGUGGCUACGCGGACGAGUCGGGGGAGCAAGGGUCUGAGCCUCCUAUGACUUUUCGUCGCUUUAUGGGCUUCACAGCUAUGGCCUUCUUAUGGACUGGGAGUCAGAUUCCUGUCUAUCUGUUUGGAGGAAUUCCACCCUACAUCUACGGAGAUAUAGGCGGAUCAGAUCGAUGGGUUUGGUUUGUUUUAGCUAACCUCCUCGCUCUUGCCGGUGUCUGUCCAUUUGUUGGAUCCCUUUCCGAUCUGAUAGGCCGUCGCUAUGUUGCCCUGAUUGGAGUUACACUUAUUUGUAUCGGAAUGAUUGUGAGCAGUACUGCACACACGAUGAAUACAUUCAUUGGCGGAAUGGCCAUCGCAGGUGCAGGUGCGGGCGUCAAUGAGUUGACCGCAUUGGCUGCAACAUCUGAGAUGGCGCCGACCAGACAGCGAGGUAAAUAUGUCGCCGUUCUGAUCUUCACUAUAGUGCCGUUCUGCCCAUCUGUAUUAUGGGCUCAGCUUAUAGCAGCCCAUAGCGGUUGGCGAUACGUUGGGGCAUUCUGUGGUGCCUGGAACGGGUUCGGCUUGCUGAUCACGGCGCUAUUCUACUAUCCACCACCAAGGAUUAAUUCGGAGGGAUUGUCUCCCAAAGAGGUCAUGAGUCGGGUUGACUAUGUCGGUGGCUUCCUCAGUAUUGUAGGACUAAUCCUGUUUAUGGCUGGGAUGCAAUGGGGCGGUUAUCAGGUAUCACGAUCCUAUAUCACGUCGCUACUCCAAUGCAGGUUGAACUCAGAGACUAACCUAUACUACAUUAUCUUCGGAGUCUGGGAAGUCUACGGCGCAAGGUAUCCUAUCUUCCCCAGCCGCUUAAAGCAAGAACCUCGUACCCUGGGUUUAACCCUAGUUAUCACCUUCAUCUCCGGUGCCAACUUUUUCUCCGUGAUCAUGUUUUGGCCCACCCAGUCAUUCAACGUAUACGGACAUGACCCAGUUGAAGUCGGCGUCAGAAGCUUACCCAUCGGAUUCGGCAUCAUGGGCGGUGCCUGUAUCACACUGUGGCUAUUGAGUCUCUUGCGAGGUCACAAUAAGGAACUACUGAUCAUCAGCAGUAUCCUCAUGACCGCCGGUUGCGGCGCAAUGUCAAUUGCCCGUCCCGACAACCUGCACCAACUAUGGGGCCUACUCACCCUCGCCGGUCUAGGUAUCGGCGGAAUCGUAGUUCCAGCCUCCAUCAUGACAACUAUCAUCUGUCCAGAUGACCUAAUCGCAACAAUCUCCGCCCUCACCCUUUCCAUCCGCGUAGUCGGCGGCAGCAUCGGCUACACGAUCUACUACAACGUCUUCAUAUCCAAAUUCAUUCCAAAUGCCAAACACUACAUCGGCGGCGUCAUGCUCACACAGCUCAACAUCACGAAUACUACUUACAUCGCCGAAGCAAUCGAGCUCACCGGUGCCUCGUUAUUAGACGGAUUGCGGGAGAUUCCUGGAAUUGCAGGAAAUGAAACUGCGUAUCAGGCUGUUGUGGCAGCAGGCCAGAUGGCCUAUUCUGAGGGCUAUAAGUGGGUAUAUUAUGUUAGUAUUGCGUUUGGAGGCGUUUCGAUUUUGGCAGCGUGUUUCUUGGGAAGUAUUGGGGAUUAUAUGGAUGAUCAUGUGGCUGUGGUUAUUUAG
Aspergillus oryzae RIB40 is the source of this 1755-nucleotide messenger RNA. RefSeq names its product putative MFS drug efflux pump. The coding region runs from base 1 to 1755 and encodes 584 amino acids. The record is from RefSeq and is a predicted model, not a curated record. Gene Ontology annotation, molecular function: transmembrane transporter activity. NCBI's taxonomy places the organism in Eukaryota, Fungi, Ascomycota, Eurotiomycetes, Eurotiales, Aspergillaceae. Gene Ontology annotation, biological process: transmembrane transport. The transcript is spliced from 8 exons.